UUGUCACUCACUCCGAAAGCUGYGAGGGAAAAUGAAGAACAAAAGAAGCAGAGAGCAGUUCAUGAAAAUAAGGAAGUAAAUGCUGUUGGACUGGAACCGUAGCUUUACCUCUGUUGUAAUGCAUCAGGUAGCAGUUCCGUGACAGAAUUAUAAGAACGAUUAGGCUAAGGAAGUUAGCGCUUAAGCUAAAUCCUUAAUAGACACAUUAUUUAUCGUAAAGCAGCCCAUGUACACAGAGAGAAAAGUGAGAGGAAGACACGGACAAAUAUUCCAGUCACGAUGGAUCACAAAGACGAAUCCCUGGAGGGAGCCACGGGGCUGAGUCAAGAUGAUUUGCCACAGAUGGAUGGUUCCUGUGAUGCGUGUGAGCCUGAUGAAGCCCAACCAGCGACGCACGUGUGCCACAUCUGCAGCUUCGCCUUCUGCCCGAUUCACGCUGACAGACAUUCCAGCAGCACACGGCACACCUUAAUGCCUUAUAACGGUGAAGGUGCUCAGGCCUGUGGUCUGGACACAGACAGUGACUCGAGAGUCGAAGGUGCAGCUGAGGAUGAAUCUGGUGAAAAGAGAGCAGCUCAAGCGGGUGAAAAACAGGAUCUGGCAGAAGGUGGUGAGGGUGUGCAUGCAGAUGGAGAAAAAAUUGCCCAGAAUGAAGGAAAAAAUGGGGAAGAGGCUGAGGCUGCGGCCGSCGGAGAGGCAGGGAAGAGGGACACGGUGACAGUGGAGAGACUGCGCUGCAAAGAGCACGGCCAGGAAGGCUCCCUGUACUGCAAGCCAGACGAGCAAAUCAUCUGCGUGGUUUGCGCUGUGCAGGGUGAGCACAGGGAUCAUGAGAUCAUCACUCUGCACCAGGCCUAUGUGUGGCAAAAGAGCAGGCAGGGUCACGACCUGCUGGGCUACACACAGCAGAUGGCUGAAAACGUCAAGACCAAGUGGACUAACCCUGAGAUGUCUACAGAGGAACUGGAAGAAUAUGUCAGCGGCCAGUUUGAUGAGCUCCGCAGGCUGGUUCGACUGGAGGAGAGGCGAACCCUUCACCUGSUAGACCUCAAAGAAGCUUUCCUUACAGCAUCGGCUGCAGAGAAAAUCGCUGAGAUCACCCUCGAAACCGAAAAGCUGCAGGAGGAGAUGGAUAACAUCACCCACCAGCUGUGCCUGCUGGAACAGGCUGAGGCUCAGGCAGUAGGUCCUGCUGCGGUGGCAGAGGUCCUGGCAGCGAGGCCUGGGCCAGUCCACAGAUUACUGCACGACAUUGAAGCCAGGCCAAGGGUGCCGGAGCCAAGGGCGAACCCCAUGGACCCACGGGACCUUGAAGACAAUGAUUCUGGACCGUCCAUGGACCACGCCCCGUGAUGUGAGCGGACCAGACUCCUCGUGCGUCUACCUGUCCUUGACGAUUUGCUUCAGCCUGCCAUCAGCCCAGUUGAGCCGUCAGGCCGGCCCCUUCUCUGUCAGUCAUUUCCACCCACCACUCCCCCGCCUUCCCUCCCUUCCCUGGCAGUGACCUUGAGAGGAGGCUGCAGUGACKGAUGGCCACAGCUUUUCCACACUCAAACUUUUUUUUYCCCCUAAUUUCUCACUUGCUACAAACUUUCUUUAAUUGAAGCGCUGAAGUUAUGUGCAAUCAAUUACCAUCAGGCUCAAUUUUCACAGCCAACCAGAUCUAUUUCUCACUGGUGAGCCUGGCUGAUUCAGAGAGGAGUUUGGGCAGGCAGCUGUGAAAAGCAGCUGUUGAGCUCAACAGAUGUUAGAAAAACAAAAGUAUGUGAUGCAGUGAGUUACACUCCUCGUCUAUUUGGAAUAUAAUUAUGGUUCUGCCGUUCAGCCUUAUAUCGUCAAGAGAUUUUAUUACGUCUAGCGGUACACUGAUCGGGCUUUGACUGGCCAAUACCAAUUUCUAGUUUACUUUGAGGUCUGGCCUCCUGGUUCYAAUUUUGACCAUUGCUGAUUUUUGUUUUUCCUUUUAGGAACUAUAUGCCAUAGAAAAGAGAACUGAAUUAAAAAUGGGCUGCUCUUUCCGAAUUUAAGGAAUUACAUGAUGCAUGUUAAUUGGGACAGAUAUUUACAUUCACUGUUUAAAAACUAUAUUUUCUUUCKUUUUUUUUUUAACAAUGAUUAACAAAAUUAUUUAAAUUKGCUAUGCGAGAUAAUUUCUUUUAGAGAUGUUUUAUUGCUAUUUUAAAACAAAUUGUUCUAAAAUUUGGUAGAAAUAUUCAUGUCUUGGGUCAAAUGGAAAAUAUUGAUGRCUGACAGAUGAACGUCGGUUCAUCUUAGCUUUUCUUUCCUUCAGUAAUUUGCUGCCCCAUUCUCCCAGAUAACUGGUGUAACAGUCAGAUUUGACAGACACCUUAUCUGUCACCAUUUUUUAAUGGUAUGGAGUCCAGCACUUUGUAGUGACCACUUCAAACACUUUGUCCUUAGUCCAGUUUGUAACUAAUUUGCCAGUAUGAUUAAGGUUCUUGUCUAUUUGAAAGACUCAUUUGAGUCCAAGUUUUAGCUUCUUGGACGAUGUGUGGAGAUGCUGAUUUAGUAUUUCCAUCUCAUGGUCUUUAUUGUCUUUAUUCCCUCUUAUGUUGUGAAAUGUAACUCUCCCCUCUGCAGUUCCCGCUCAACAGCAACUAGAAGAUACAUUUCUCUGUGCAUAAUAUCAUACAAUGAAGCAGCACUUUUGAGAUGUUGCCUUAAAAUACAUCCACAUGUCUGUCUCUGUGUAAUUCAAAUGUUGUGAAUUAUCCGGAAGCUUACAAAGCCUUUAUAUCAUCAUCUGGGGUUUCCUAAGUGCUUGAAAGCCCUUUAUACCUUUGUGUAUGUAAACUGCAGAACUUGAAGAGAUUMACCGAAAAAAGAAAAAAAACGAGUCCCUAGAUAUUCUGGGAUUUUAAAAAUUUGAUGUUUUAUGCAGUGUAUGUAAAUAUUUUUUCUUCAGCUGUAACCAUCAAAGUAUGUGUUCCUUACAGGCAUGGGCUGGUUUCCAUUAUCAAAUUAUACCAAGGUUAUAAAAAGCUGUGGUUUCAAACUGCUUACAUUUUCCAGCACACCAUUCAAACUGUUUUGAGUCUUUUUGUUUAGCUGCAAGACAAAGUGCGACAGGAACUGGAGCACUGCCCCUGCCUGCUGCUGUUCAGCUGGCUGAAAAGAGGCUCUGUCUUUGUUUCCUUUCUUACAAAAACAGAUGAAUUUGGCAGUUUGGAAACAUUUCCAAUCAAACUUUGGGAAGCUAAAUGAUCACCAACAACCCCUGUUAGCGUUGCUCAGUGUAGAGUUGGAAUAAUUCUCACUGAAUUAUAGUUAAUGAACGGAAUUAUUCUGAGAUGAAAAGAUGUUUAGUUAAAACAUUAUUUUGUGAAUACAAUAAAGCCAUGAUGUUUGUGUUCAAGUUUAUCAUAACUUGAUGAUUUUAGCCCAGCCCAUGUCCAACCCCCAUCUUUCAUCUGAUUUUUAACUGAAACAUAAAAGUAAUCCAUGUUCAUGCUGUUUGUUGAUGCAUCUGUAGUUCACAAUGGUGAAAGUUCUCAGUUGUUAUUCAUUUAAUUAACUGGCAAAAAGUAAAAAUUGUCCCAGAUUUGACCUCUGGCCAGUUUUACGUUCAUCUGUGUACAAGGGUGGUAUUUUGAUUAAAAAGGGGGAAAACAAAGCAAAAAAAAAUAAAAUAAAAAUGUUUUGUUCUGUGCCAUGCUGUGGCCUUUGCUGUUUAAAAAAGUUUUUAGAUUUGUUCACACUUCCUCUUGUGUUUCUUGGAUGAUUUAUAAAAAUCAACGUGUAUCCUGACACCAAUUGAUUGGUAAAUGUUGCUGAAUCUUUUAAAAGAAGCUUCCAUUUAGCUGUGCAAAAACAGCCAUUCUGCAUUUACCAGCUCCUUGUGUACUGUAACAUAAAGGCUCAUUACUCUCGACCCGUCGGCAGCGUAUGACGGAUUGCAGUCCAAAGAUGCGAAUGCACUUUCUACCUUGACCUGCUGAGUCGCAGCUGUCACUCAUGACGCAUUGCCACAGUUUUGUGUUCAUAUCAGCAAUUUGUUUUUUGUUUUUUUUUAUUGUGAUUUAUUCUGUUGCCUUAAUAUCUGAACUGAAAUGCUGUAAUUAAUGAUAUUUGGGAUGGGUUUCAAAAUCCUUUUUUUCACUACAGUAGUGCUGCUCAGAAAUGUACUAAAGUUUAUACUUACUUGAUUGAUUUGUUAAUGUGUCAACAGCCGAUUGAGAAAAAAAAAAACAGCAAGAUCUUAUUCUGUAUUCUUAUUGUGACAGCAGGCAGGAGUCUGACUGUUUACUUCUGUUGUAAUUUUUUCUGUUUUGGUUUUAAAUCUAUAAAUAAACAGUCUAGUUCUUAAGACUGGACGGAGAUGACA
This is a messenger RNA of Poecilia reticulata (guppy), 4345 nucleotides long. RefSeq names its product tripartite motif containing 44 (gene trim44). The record is from RefSeq and is a predicted model, not a curated record. NCBI's taxonomy places the organism in Eukaryota, Metazoa, Chordata, Actinopteri, Cyprinodontiformes, Poeciliidae. Gene Ontology annotation, molecular function: zinc ion binding.